UAUGUUUUUCUAAAAAUCGUGGACGGGGUAUACGAUUUUGUUGUUAAAAUUAUUUUAUUUUAUUAUUAUGUUGAUAAAAUAAUUUAUUUUUUGUUGUAGGCUUCUCCUAUCUUCCAUUGUCUCCCAUCCUCCAUUGUCUCAUUCAUCUUCACAAGGUACAACCAUUUUUGGAAGGGUUUUCUGGUCAUUUGGUCCUGCAAUAGAAUGGUUCAAGCAUUGUAGACCAUUAAUUCAGAUCGACGAAACUCAUUUGUAUGGAAAGUAUAAGGGGAAAAUGCUAACUGCCUUAUCGAUUUAUGCAAAUGGUCAUAUAUUUCCUCUUGCAUUUGCUAUAGUGGAAGGGGAAAACACGUCUAAUUGGUCAUGGUUUCUUCAUGCACUUCGCGAAUACGUUACUGAUCGAUAUGGUAUUUGCUUGAUCUCUAACAGACAUAGGGGCAUUCUUUCUGCCAUUAACAAUGAAGAGGUAGGUUGGAGUGAACCUCGAGCUGUCCAUCGAUAUUGUCUUCGUCAUGUUGCUAGCAACUUCAAUCAGAAAUAUAAAUCAAAGCAACUGAAAGACUUGGUGUUUAGGGUAGGUAAUCAACACCAAAGGCGCAAAUUUAUAAAAAUAAUGAAAGAACUACAACGAUUGAACCCAGAGUGUCUUGAGUUUUUUGAAGAUAUUGACGUGGAAAAAUGGACUCAGUCACAUGACAAUGAGUCUCGAUAUGGGUGGAUGACAAGCAAUGCAGCUGAAUGGAUGACAAGCAAUACAACAAGAAAAAGUUUUACCCGACGCUUCAUGACACCUGAUGGCGCUUACUGUUAUCGCAUGAAUAAUUUUGUUGAAGACGUACGUCGAGUCUCCAUGGAAAACAAUUUUGAAAUUUUUAGUCCAAUGUGUGACGAAUUCAUGGGAGAUAUAGACAGCCUUGUUCAGCGGACUCGACGUUUAAAUGUUGCCGACACAGAAUCGUAG
Molecule: messenger RNA, 961 nt
Organism: Cucumis sativus (cucumber)
Lineage: Eukaryota; Viridiplantae; Streptophyta; Magnoliopsida; Cucurbitales; Cucurbitaceae
Exons: 3
Coding region: 275-961 (228 amino acids)
Source: RefSeq, a predicted model, not a curated record